This is a messenger RNA of Lactuca saligna, 450 nucleotides long. NCBI's taxonomy places the organism in Eukaryota, Viridiplantae, Streptophyta, Magnoliopsida, Asterales, Asteraceae. The record is from the annotation of a GenBank genome assembly.
AUGUCCCUGGCAAGUGAUCUGCCAUUUCUAGGCCCACGUUCUGGUCCUUCAAGCAUGGAGCUUAAGCAACUAUCUCGACGACCAAAACACCAUAUCUCACCAACUCUCGGAGAGCUUCUGCAAUUCGUCGGAGAUGCCAAUUCUUCUCCCAACGCCGGCCAUGGCGUUUCUGAUCCACUUCAUGCAUCACCUUUUGUUCUUUCAUUCAAUAGUCUCACAUACAGUGUUAAAGUCUCUAGAAAGACGGCCGUUCCUAAUUCACAAGUCGGUGGUAAGGCGGAGAUGUCGAACACCAAGGUUUUGUUGGAUGAUAUCUCCGGCGAGGCGAGGGAAGGCGAAAUCAUGGCGGUGCUUGGUGCCAGUGGAUCGGGAAAGUCGACGUUGAUCGACGCACUUGCAAAACAGGAUUGCGAGAGGGAGCUUGAAAGGUACGGUGACGUUGAACGGUGA